AUGAAGUUUAAUACUCUUGCCACCUUUUUUGCUCUGACCUCUGGCUCCCUGGCUGCGCCAGCAGGUGAAGCUCUGGAGAAGCGUAACCCGACAGGCUCUUUCAGUCUGAUCGCAUACGGAGUCGCCUCUUCUUACAUUAAGAUUUUCUACUCUGACGGCCUUGCAUAUGCCGGCGACUCGUCGCUGUGGACGUACGGAAGUGUCACAACAGAUGUCACAUUUACGAUCGGCAACACCGAGCUACCCACCACCGCCACCACCUCUGGGGUCACCUUGGACGCAGACACCCUUUUCUACAUCCAGCCAACUGCCGAUGCGAUCACUGAGGUUGGGUUUACCGGAAACGGAAUUAGCACUCCUUCUGCUGCGACGACUGAGAGUUUCCUCUUCUACGGGACCUAUCUCAUGUGGGAAGAGUCUAAUGGGAACCUGAGCGACUCCUUCCGCCUUAAGGAAACCAACGUGUCGGGCGUUUAUCAGAUGUACUGGGAUCAGUCGAACCUCUAUCCAUCUGGCUAUCUUCUACCCACUGUGAAGUCAUUGUCUUGA
Molecule: messenger RNA, 549 nt
Organism: Penicillium atrosanguineum
Lineage: Eukaryota; Fungi; Ascomycota; Eurotiomycetes; Eurotiales; Aspergillaceae
Exons: 3
Coding region: 1-549 (182 amino acids)
Source: RefSeq, a predicted model, not a curated record